Magnolia sinica is the source of this 1059-nucleotide messenger RNA. RefSeq lists its product as uncharacterized. Lineage: Eukaryota; Viridiplantae; Streptophyta; Magnoliopsida; Magnoliales; Magnoliaceae. The coding region runs from base 332 to 787 and encodes 151 amino acids. The transcript has 4 exons. The record is from RefSeq and is a predicted model, not a curated record.
AAGAGGGAGGGAAGAUGAGAUUAGAAAAGAGAAGAAAAUAGGAAGUUGGGACUGACCGACUCGAGAUGGAUUCUCUUCACCGUCCUUUUCAGUCAAUAAUACUUGCAACAUUUUCUACUAUUCCAGAUUGCAAUUUGAAUAAAUACAAUUCAGAGAGCAUCCAAACAUGACUUGUAAAAGCAACCAACCUUCUUCUUACUUCUCUUUCUACUGUCUUCUUCUUUUUUCCUCUUAACUCAUCAAAAUAUUCGUAACCCAGAAAGGAAAUCUCAUUCUAGAGAGAAAAAGAUAAAUAGAAAGGCUUGGAUUUUGUGUGUGUUUGAGAGAGAGAAUGGUGGGAAUUUUUUCUAGAAUUUCAGGCAUCAGAACUGGGCAUAGAAGGUCACAGACUGCUGUUUACGGAAGGGAAACAGUACCACCAAAUGCAGAAUCAACGAGUUCUGUGGCUGCUGCUGCCGCCGCCCAUGGGCUUGAAGUUGCAGUGGAGUUUAAGCCAGUCGAACACCCGAUUGAGCCUCUAGACACUGAUCAGCCAGUCAGAUGUCCAUUGCCUGAACCUUCAAUUCUAAAUGAUGGAACAAUAUGGAAGGAACGGCUGUCAGCAAGCAUGGGAAGGAGGUCCGACUUGCCAGUUGUGAGGGAAGGAGUACAUUCUGAAUCCGAAGCAGCAGCUGGAACAAAGCCACGGUCAGUCCCGGCUCGUCGGUCACGCCUACCAUCGUCCAUCAGUGCUCCUGAGAAUGACCUCAUAAAUAUGCUGGAAGAAUGCAGAGCAGCUGCAGAUUAGAUUUUGUAUGGUAUAGCAUUGCAUUGAUAUAGGAAUAUAAGAUAUGGCUGUUUGUUUCUGUUUUGCUAUCUUUGAUAUAUUUUUGCUCCAUGUAAUUUUUCUCUUAUCUUUUGAAAUUCCUACGAGACUAUUCAAAUAGGGAAUGGAAAGUACAAAAACAUAAACUCAAAUCAUCUCCUUUUCACAUUGUAUAACUGAAAACCUUUGUAAAACCACAUGGUUCUGCCGGACAUUUUCUUGAGAGAAAUGGGUUUUUCUUGGUUUGACCUGAA